Molecule: messenger RNA, 972 nt
Organism: Leishmania mexicana MHOM/GT/2001/U1103
Lineage: Eukaryota; Euglenozoa; Kinetoplastea; Trypanosomatida; Trypanosomatidae
Exons: 1
Coding region: 1-972 (323 amino acids)
Source: RefSeq, a predicted model, not a curated record
AUGCGGCCGUUCGCGUGUCGGACGGUGCUGGCAGCAGCAGCCUCGCUGGCCGCCAAUGCGACGCUGAUCCCGGUGCGAAACUGCUAUGAUAGCGGCCGCGUGGAGCGUAGCGGCGCCGCUGCCGCCGCGGUCUCCUCCUCCGUGCCGUACAGGCGUUCCUCAGCGCCGCCGCGCCACGCACACCCCGUUGGCGGCCACCGCCACGGCCCCGUCAAGGAUCGCUUUCCGCCCGUGCCGACCGACCUCGCCGACCCGCGACGCCGCCUCGCCGUUCUCGUGGACGGCUCGAACCCCAACCUCAUCCCCGGCGGCUGCACCACGGUGGAUCAGGUGUACCGCACGAGCGCCCUCUUCACCACCGUUCUGCCAGCUGUCCUGCAGGUUGGCGUUCCAGUGCUGCUCCGCGUCUUUGCGCACCAGCUGCCCGCCGUUUGGGAACCGCUCCUGGCUGGGAGCAGCAGCAGCAGCAGCAGCGCCACCCAAGGCGGCAGCGCCUCUGCCGGCCAUCACACGCCGACCGACAGUGCCGGACAGCCCAUUUCACUCGUCCCGCUUCUCCCCCUCCAACCGCCGCCGCCGUCGUCGUCGUCGUCGUCGUCCACCGCGGACGCCGCCAUCGUGCCGCAGGUGCAGUUCGAGUACUUCCGGGUGGAGCGCUUUAUCCCGGUGGCGAUGCAGAUGGAGGCGGACGCGCGCCACCUCUACGAGUUCCGCCACACGAACAAGGUGGAGGGGGUCUGCUACGUGUGCCACGAAGUCGACCGCCCCAUGUACAUCUCACUCAUGGAAGAGCAGCGGACGGGGUCCGUCGAGCUGGAGGGGCUGCUGAGCGAGGUUCGCGGCAAGGGCCGGAGGGCGGAAGCCACAGAGGAGAGGCCCGCUAAGGCGGCCUUCUUCAACCAGUACGUGCUGGAUGAGCUCGGCAUGGCUGGGGAGCUGCUGGCCGACUCACGGUCGAAGAACGGCGCGUGA